AUGGCAGCACCGAAUAUCAAUUACGCUGGAACUUGGACACUGAACAGACAAGACUCCGACAGCCCCGAGCCCCUCCUAUCACUUCAAGGGAUCGGUUACUUCAUUCGCAAAAGCAUCGCCCUAGCGACCAUUCGACUCCAAAUCACACAGCACGAAGACCCUCCCCUCCCUCCAAACUCCUCAAAGGAAAAGGUGCAGCACAUCGUAUGCUCACAGACUGCCUCCGGGCUGAAAGGAACUUCGGAGUACCACUGCGCGGACAACCAAUUCAGAGACCACUCGGAUUGGCUUUUCGGUGCUGUUAGAGGAAAGGCGGAAUGGCUGGAAUUAGAGGAACUUGAUGAACCGUUCUUGAAGAAGGGAUGGGAUAGUGGAGCGCAGCAUCAUGCAUUUAUCUUCAUUACUGUGGAGAGUUGA
Molecule: messenger RNA, 417 nt
Organism: Aaosphaeria arxii CBS 175.79
Lineage: Eukaryota; Fungi; Ascomycota; Dothideomycetes; Pleosporales
Exons: 2
Coding region: 1-417 (138 amino acids)
Source: RefSeq, a predicted model, not a curated record